Messenger RNA from Phalaenopsis equestris, 492 nucleotides. Its product is annotated as putative DUF21 domain-containing protein At1g03270. Lineage: Eukaryota; Viridiplantae; Streptophyta; Magnoliopsida; Asparagales; Orchidaceae. Gene Ontology annotation, cellular component: intracellular membrane-bounded organelle. The record is from RefSeq and is a predicted model, not a curated record. The transcript has 5 exons. Gene Ontology annotation, biological process: magnesium ion homeostasis. The annotation marks the transcript as partial.
GCAUUACCAAGCUCAGAUUCCUCUUUAUAUUUUCCUGAGGAGAAUUUGAACGCCAUACUCGGGUUCAAGGGUGAUGAGCAGCCUGGGAGCAUGAACAUAGGAGGGAGACACCUCCAACUCAAAUCUAUGGAGAAUCAUGGAGAGAGCUACCUUCAGCUCAACGAGUGCCAGCCACCAUUCUCCCUGUUGUUAAGAAAAAAACACCAUGUCCUGGUGACUCUGCUACUGUGUAAUGCUGCUGCCAUGGAGGCCCUUCCUUUAUCUCUUGAUAAAAUCUUUAAUCCAGUUGCCGCAGUUAUCUUGUCGGUAACAUUCGUUCUGUUUUUUGGAGAGAUUUUGGAUUGUGCGCUUGGACAUGCUGAUUUGUCACUUUUUAGGCGUGCUCAAUUUAAGGCAUUCAUUUCUAUUCAUAGCAAAGAGACUGCUGAGGAAGCAAUGACACCAAUUGAAUCAACAUUCUCAUUAGAUGUCAAUUCCAAAUUGGAUUGGUGA